Folsomia candida is the source of this 1227-nucleotide messenger RNA. RefSeq names its product homeobox protein GBX-2. Lineage: Eukaryota; Metazoa; Arthropoda; Collembola; Entomobryomorpha; Isotomidae. Gene Ontology annotation, biological process: regulation of nervous system development; regulation of transcription by RNA polymerase II. Gene Ontology annotation, cellular component: nucleus. The transcript has 3 exons. Bases 1 to 1017 code for a protein of 338 amino acids. The record is from RefSeq and is a predicted model, not a curated record. Gene Ontology annotation, molecular function: DNA-binding transcription factor activity, RNA polymerase II-specific; RNA polymerase II transcription regulatory region sequence-specific DNA binding.
AUGCUUGACUACCAACAAACCUUGGCGCACCAUUUAAUCCAACAGCACGGAAUUUUGUCCCAUCUCAAUCUCAACUUUGGGCUGACGAGUUACAAUCCAAGCAAUUUUUAUGGGGCAGCGACAGCGCCCUCGGUGACGCCAAAUUUUCCCAUGUCGACAAAUCUGUCGUCGGCGUCGGCGACGAAUUUGUCGUCGUCGUCAUCCUUCAGUUUUAAUGGGGGUCUCAGUGUGAAUGUGAAUUUGAGUGGGGGCCGGAAUUUCGCCGGGGGAGGGGGGACCAGUCCCGGAAGUUAUGACGCCUUUAGGGGUGGGGCUGUUGGGAGGUAUAGGAAAUGUUCGGAGGGGGAGAGCCGGGGUGGGUCGGAGAGUCCGGGGGGAAUGACGGACGAUUCCGAGACUGAAAUGUCAUACGAUGACCAAGUCUCACCAUCCGGCUUACGUGGCGACGACGACGAGACUGGUCUGACCUCGUUGAACAGCAGCCCGAUCUCCGGAGGAAAGGAUUCGGUCGACGCAUCCGGCCUGAAAACCCGUCGACGCCGAACCGCCUUCACUUCCGAACAGUUGCUCGAACUCGAGAGGGAAUUCCAGCUCAAGAAAUAUCUCAGUUUGACGGAACGCUCGGAAAUUGCGAGGACCCUGAAACUCAGCGAGGUCCAGGUCAAAAUCUGGUUCCAGAAUCGGAGAGCUAAAUGGAAACGGGUGAAAGCGGGAGGAAUGGGCGUCCUUUCUCGUGGCGGCGGUGGCGGUGGAGGGUCUGGCUCAUCCCCCAACAAUGAAAGUGGUGGCGGUGGCGGUGGGAGUGGUCCGAACAGGGGCAAUUCCUCCAGUGGGGGUGGUAGUGGACCCCGGAUCGUGGUGCCCAUUCCGGUCCACGUGAAUCGCUUCGCGGUACGGACGCAGCAUCAACAAAUGGAAAAGUCGAUGCAGCAAAACCACGCACUUUCACUCCCACUCCAUCAACAGCAUCACCUUUACGGACGCAGUAUCGGCAGUACGGCGUCCUCCAUUUAUUAGGAAAGUAAUAUUUCCGAGUGGAAUCUUAUCGUAAAUAUAAAAAUAGCUUUAAAACCUCCUUCCCCACCACUGCCCCCGCUCAUAAACCCAUAAACAUAGUCAAGUAAGUUAUUAUGUAAUGCAAGAAAGGUAAAAAUAGUCAGAAAAAGUAUUAAACGAGGCUUAUAAAAAACUUGGGUCUUAAUAAUUGAGUUACUCAUAUGCAUAUUU